Messenger RNA from Alosa sapidissima (American shad), 2132 nucleotides. Its product is annotated as PHD finger protein 23B-like. The record is from RefSeq and is a predicted model, not a curated record. NCBI's taxonomy places the organism in Eukaryota, Metazoa, Chordata, Actinopteri, Clupeiformes, Clupeidae. The transcript has 6 exons. Bases 440 to 1366 code for a protein of 308 amino acids. Gene Ontology annotation, biological process: negative regulation of autophagosome maturation; positive regulation of protein ubiquitination; negative regulation of autophagosome assembly.
UCGCGGGCAACUACACAAAAUGUGACGUCAGCAGGAUUUCCACACCAGAUUGUCUCGUCGCGCGCAGUCUGAAGUGUUGCUACUAGUGCUAGAUGGUUAGCCAGGUUCCGAAGUAUUGGUGAAACGUUACGAGGAUAAGGACUUCUUCUGUUCUGCAGUGUAGUUCUAUUUAAUGUAACCGUGCCUGUCGUUUUGGUCAUAAAGACCUCGAAGGAUGUUCUCAUUAGUGCGGUGGAUGGGAAAGCAGGGUAGUAAAAUAGCAGACGUUAACGUUAGCGACGACGAAGCUAUAUUAGUUGGCUAACUUUAUUCUGGCGGGUGGUUUGCAUUGGAAACGUUUUUAACGUUAGAUCAUUUCACCUCGUCUGGUUGGGACGAGAUUUUGUUCAAAGCAACGGAACUUUUUGGACAUUUUGACGGUUUGCAGAUCCUGAACAUCAUGCAUGGGGUAAUGGCUGGCCAUCAAGGUGCGGGUCGGAAAUGCAAAUCAGAGUCUUUUGUGAAUCCAGAGAGAAGGAAAAGGACUGUUGAAGACUUCAACAAAUUCUGCAGUUUUGUCCUUGCCUACUCUGGAUAUAUGCCCUCAUCUAAAGAAGAAAGUGUAUGGGCUUCAAACUCAAAAUCUGCCAGCGCAAAUCUCCCAGGAGAGAAGGGCCAUACAGAUGUGCACACAAUCCACACAUUCAUUCAGAAGUCUCAAAGUAACGGGGACAUGAACAGCUUCCAUCUUCAGCACUCUGAAGGCGCCUCAGCAAAAAAGAUGCACCUGGAUGACUCUCGGCUUUUGGACUGCCCUCGUGUAGAUACUGAACAUAAGGGGGACUGGAAACCGAUUUCACCUGGGAUUGUAAGCAACAAUGAAGGGCACGAUUCUUGUGUUUUGUUAGAAAAAAGGGCGCGCAUCAAGCACAGCAAGAAGCAUAAAGGGGCCAAAGCAAGUCCAAAGAAGAUCAAUGGUUCAGUCAAAGUUGAAGGAGACUCCUUUCAAAUGGGUAAUGUGUCUAUGUCACGUGGCACACAGGAGCAAGACUGUGUUGGAUCCAUUGGAAUAGUGCUCAAGGAUGAGCAUCAAAGGGAAGCAGAUUUGAGUUCCAGUGAGGGUGAAACAUGGAUUGCAGAUGAAGACAUCAUGGUGGAGUCAGGUGAUGACUCGUGGGACUUGAUUACCUGUUACUGUGGAAAGCCCUUUGCUGGAACUGCCCACAUGAUAGGAAAUCCAUGCCCAGGAAGGAUCACUGAAGACUUGGGUCACUGCUGCAGACUAUGUUAUCUUUCAUUUGAUGUAUACAGUUCCUCAGCAGGAGAAACUAACAGUAACAAGUUCCUUGUUUUUAAUGUUAUUUUUAAAGAUCGGACACAGUCCUGACCUAGAGACAUGGCAAGUUGGUAGGCAUAAGCAUAUGUUUUGGUAAUCAUUUUGGGCACCAUGCAAAGAAGGUGAUGCUGAUAAAAUGCCGGAGCAUUUUCUUUUUACAGUUAGCCAAAGUUGUAAUAUUAAAUUGCUCUGUAUUUCCAGAAUAAUUUGGAUUUACUUGCAACAGUGGUGAGUCCCACUCUGCAAAGUUAAGUAAAUUUCUCUAUUCAGUAAAGCCUGCCAUCUACAUGAAUCCAGUGAUCUCUCACUACUGCCCUUUUUGCAGUCAGAUUUUCUAUUCAGAUAUUCUUUAUUAUUUAUUUUUCUAAUGAAUUGUAUGGUGUUUACCUUUGUGGUUCACUAUACUGCAUUAUGGAAUGUACUUUCAGUCAUACCUGUACUAAGGCCCUAUGGAGCUAUCUGUUUUUAUUGUAACUGAAAUUAUGCAGACCUGACUAAAAGUCAGGUGUUGUGCUGGAUGGAUAUACUGAAUAUUUUGUUAUGACUUGGGAAUGGCAAUUUUGUUGAUUGAUUAGAAAGAGCAAUUGGUUGGUUCUAUGAAUGAAUAUGUUUAUUAAUUUUUUUUAGUACUAGUACUAAAAAAGUACUAGUACUAGUAGUACUAAAGAAUAUUUGUUCCCCUUUUGAAAUGUAUACAAUGGCUUUGACUCCAAUUUCAGUGUGAGAAGUCUGUAAAUAUACCCUAGUGGAUGGUGAUAGUUUUGUGGUUCUCAGUAUACCCAUGCCAAAGUGAAUAAAAGGUUUACAGCUGUAAAAA